AUGUUUACAUCAUUAUUCUCGACACAGCUGGACGAUUUCCGGCGCUCAGGAUUGAUUGGUUUAAAAGUUGAUCGGAGUUUAUACGGUGGAUCAAAUAUUGAGAUCGAUUAUAAAUGCAAUGAGGCCAAUGAUAACAAAGAUUACAUUCAGUUUGAGUAUGAGGAUGCUGGUUAUCAAACCAUUUUUGCUGUCGAUUAUUUCACCGAUCUCUGGGCUUAUCUCGAUUGUAUCGGGACACCAAAAAUGGGUAUUCUGUGGACAAAUGAGGCUCAUGCAGAUGAGAAAAUUUGGCACAACUCUGAUGAAUAUUAUGUGAAAUUGUUGAGGGAAAACAAAGAACAGCUUGACGAUUCUUUUGUAAUCAUCAUGGGCGAUCAUGGAAGAGAUUUCCAAAUGGAUGACCCAUUCUUUCGAUUAAUGGGUGAACACGGGAAACGCUUUGAUAUGCCAACCGGUUCUCGUCAAGGUCCCUUUGAAAACACGAACAUUCUCAUGCUUUUUUCGAUUCCAAAGAGGCUACGAAACACUCAAAUUGAUGAUAUGAUCCGUAAAAACAGCGUCCAUCUAUUCACCCAUCACGAUUUGCAUGCAACUCUCAUUGAUAUUAUACGACAUCAACCACUCGCUCAGUUCAACGAUCAAAGCUUUUUGAAGAUUAAUGGUACUCUUGGAAACUCGUGGUUGAGAGAAUUGGAUCGAGAUUUGCCAAGAGAUUGUCGACAUUUACCCAUUCCAUCUCAGUUUUGCCCAUGUAAUUACGGGAAAGAAGUCGUUAUUGAAAAGCGAAUUUCAAAGAAGAAGCCGGUGAAU
Mesorhabditis belari is the source of this 810-nucleotide messenger RNA. The record is from the annotation of a GenBank genome assembly. NCBI's taxonomy places the organism in Eukaryota, Metazoa, Nematoda, Chromadorea, Rhabditida, Rhabditidae.